AUGACAUAUCGAGGUCAACAUUCAACAACAGGUCGACAAUCAGCAUCAGGUCAGGUCAACACUCAGACACAGGUCAACACUCAGACACAGGUCAACAUUCAGAUACAGGUCAACACUCAGACACAGGUCAACACUCAGACUCAGGUCAACACUCAGACUCAGGUCAACACUCAGACUCAGGUCAAUACUCAGACUCAGGUCAACACUCAGACACAGGUCAACACUCAGACUCAGGUCAACACUCAGACACAGGUCAACACUCAGACACAGGUCAACACUCAGACACAGGUCAACACUCUCUCAUGGUACUCUCAAAGAAUUCGACGAAUGGUGACCAACGUGACAAGUCUAAUUUCACUCUGA
Molecule: messenger RNA, 363 nt
Organism: Homarus americanus (American lobster)
Lineage: Eukaryota; Metazoa; Arthropoda; Malacostraca; Decapoda; Nephropidae
Exons: 1
Coding region: 1-363 (120 amino acids)
Source: RefSeq, a predicted model, not a curated record